CGCGGAGCGCGGCAGCGAGCGGUAGCGGCCCGUCGCGGCGGCCCGGCAGCGACCGCGUCCGCACGGCCACCUGAGCACCCGCCGCGAGCUGCGUCCGGCCGGCCUCGCUAGCUCGCUCGCUCGCUCGCGGCCCGGGGCGGCGCGGCCAUGGGCGCCAAGCAGAGCGGCCCCGCCGCCAACGGCCGCACCCGCGCCUACUCGGGCUCGGACCUGCCCUCCGGCAGCGGCGGCGGGGCGGACGGCGCUCGGGCGGCCCGGUUCGUGGCCCCGGUGCCCGGCGCGCAGCAGCCCAGCGCCUCGGCCGGCGCGGCGGCGGCGACAGCGGCAGCCGCCUCGGCCCCGACAGCGCCCCGCAGCCGCUCGCUCGGAGGGGCGGUGGGCAGCGCUGUGGGCGGACGCGCGGCGCAGUCGGCCUUCAGCAUCCCUGGCGGCGGCAGUGGCAGCGGCCCGUACGGCUCUCAGGACUCGGUGCACAGCAGCCCGGAGGACGGCGGCGGCGCUAGGGAACGGGACCGGCCAGCGGGCGGGGGCCCUGGCGGGCCGCGCCUGGUGAUCGGCUCGCUCCCGGCCCACCUUUCUCCGCACUUGUUUGGAGGGUUUAAGUGCCCGGUAUGCUCAAAAUUUGUACCCUCAGAUGAAAUGGAUUUGCAUCUUGUGAUGUGUUUAACAAAGCCAAGAAUAACCUAUAAUGAGGAUGUGCUGAGUAAAGAUGCUGGGGAAUGUGCAAUAUGCCUUGAAGAAUUGCAGCAGGGAGAUACCAUAGCACGACUGCCUUGCCUGUGUAUAUAUCAUAAAGGCUGCAUAGAUGAAUGGUUUGAAGUAAAUAGAUCUUGUCCAGAGCACCCUUCAGAUUAAGCAUCUGAUUCCUGUGUCAUGGGUUUUCUUGUCUUUUCAAGAUGCUUGAGAAAUCUGGAAGAUUUGAAGAUCUGUCUCUGGAAAAAAAAAUGAAAACUGCAGGCUUACUCAGCCCAGGAUCUGAGUUCUGUGACACUCAGUGGUCCAGAGAUGGAUGGGAACCACAGAACUUGAGUGCACCAAACUUGCAUAUAAGGGACACACAGGGACUUUGAAAAUGCUGCACAUCCUGUACUAGUCACUGCGUAGAUGAUACUGAUAAACAUUUUGUAUUUGGACGCCAAAGUUAACUAAUUUCAAAGUUGAUUUACUUUUAUUAAGUUCUGUAGAGCUGCUGUUUUAUUGUAUUUGUUUUGUUCGUUUGUCUGUUUGUUUUUCGUUUGGGGACUUCUUAUUUUCCCCAGCAUAAUGUUUUUGCAUUCACCUAUUCUUAACUUGAAAACCGCCCAAUUUAGUUUUUACAAACUCUUCAAUGUGAAACCAAGAAAUGUAAUCAAAACAGUAUAAUAUUCUGUGAAUGGAGAGGAUAAUAUUAAGUUCUUCCUCCCCCCUUCCAUGUGUGAAAAAUAGACUUCUGGGUAGGAAAGCUAAAAUAUGCUAGUAGUUUGAAUUAAAGGUUUAGUAUUAAAAAAUGCCAUCCAAAGAGUAAAUCAAGUUACAUAAUUACAUUUUAGUUAAUUAAAUCUGCUGAAUUGCAGUUUCUGAAAUACAUUGUUUCUUUAGAAAUAAAACUGCGCAAUAGCUUGUUAGCAGUGA
Messenger RNA from Alexandromys fortis (reed vole), 1611 nucleotides. RefSeq names its product zinc and ring finger 2 (gene Znrf2). Gene Ontology annotation, cellular component: intracellular membrane-bounded organelle; cytoplasm; membrane. Gene Ontology annotation, biological process: protein K48-linked ubiquitination; proteasome-mediated ubiquitin-dependent protein catabolic process. Gene Ontology annotation, molecular function: ubiquitin protein ligase activity. NCBI's taxonomy places the organism in Eukaryota, Metazoa, Chordata, Mammalia, Rodentia, Cricetidae. Bases 148 to 855 code for a protein of 235 amino acids. The transcript is spliced from 5 exons. The record is from RefSeq and is a predicted model, not a curated record.